UCAAAGCAGCCAGAAAACUCUUCAGGAUGUCCUGCUUUGGUCAGACUGAGGAGCAGCUCUGUGUCUCUGCAGACUCUGAUGAUGACAUUCUCUUCCCAUCUGAGUCUGGCCAGAGUCUGGAGGUUGCUCUUGUCAUCAUUCAUAAUCAUGAAGAGAGUUGUGUGAAUGACGACCUAAAGGUGGAUGAGAAAGAUGACAUGAAGACACACAACACAGAGCAUGUCAACAAAGAGGAGGAGGUGGAGGAGAUGGGAAUGAAUGAUGAGAAGGACAAGGAGGAAAAGAUUAAGAAGAGGAGGAGGAGAAAGAGAAAUAGCAAGAUGAAGGAGGAGGAGGAUCAGAAAGAAGAGGAGGAGGAGGUGAAAGAAGAGAUGAAGAUACAAGAGGAGAGUUUGAAAGAAAAUGAAGAGGAGGUGGUGGAUAAGAAUGAGAAAGAGAUGAAGGUAAAGGAGGAGAAGAUGAAAGAUGAGGAGGGGGAAAAGAAUGAGGAAGAGAUGAAGAUGAAAGAAAAUGAGGAGGAGGAAAGGAAAACAUGAAAAAGAGAAUGAGGAGGAGAAAAGAAAUAGCAGGAUAAAAGAGGAGGAGAAGAAGGAGGAGAGGGUGAUGGAGAAGGAGAUGAAGAUAGAGGAGAGGAUGAAAGAAAAUGAAGAGAAAGAGAUGGAUAAGAAUGAAGAUGAAAUGAAGGAGGAAGAAACAGAGGAGGAGGAGGAAGAAAAGCCAAAGGAGGAGAAGAGAAAGAGAAACAAGAAAAGAAACAGCAGGAGAAGCAGAAGGAUGAUGAGGAGGAGAAGCAAGAGGAGAAGGAUGAGGAGAGCAUGAAUGAGGAUGACAAG
Messenger RNA from Danio aesculapii, 833 nucleotides. RefSeq names its product cilia- and flagella-associated protein 251. The record is from RefSeq and is a predicted model, not a curated record. The coding region runs from base 27 to 536 and encodes 169 amino acids. Lineage: Eukaryota; Metazoa; Chordata; Actinopteri; Cypriniformes; Danionidae. The transcript has 3 exons.